ACAACUAACACAGUGAUAGAAGUUACGCUGAUAUAUAGAUGAGGGGAGACAGCUAUAAACAAUUCAAAUUGUGAAGUCCUAGAUGCCAACAUAAUAGAAGGCUGAAGAAAGAAAAAAUCAAGGCUUAUCGCACUACAGGGGUACACAGACUCUAACACCCAGGGUAGUCGGGUGGGUACUGUUUUUCGGGUACCAACCUCGUGGGACUUUCGCCUUGAAAUCAACGACACCCUACAAUUAUUUAAAGAAACACCAGAAAACAUUUAAAGAUGUUGACGCUUUCCGUCGGUCACGUGGUUUGUCUUUUGGCGUUAGUAGGGGGUGUUUCCAGCUGUUCUAACCCCGGAGUGGUGACUCUUAACGAUAAAACACGGUACUCUGACGUCAUAGUUACCGGUUCCAUUGAAUCAAAGGUGGGAGAUGGUAAAUACAGUCUGACUGUGGAUUGUGUUCUCAAAGACAGUGGGGCUGAUAUCCCGGGUGCCCUGAAUAUAUCAGGGGUGGAGACCGAGGAAGGUGGAAUGUGUUUUGUUAGCGAGAUAUCGGAGGGUAAGAAGUGGGUGCUGUUUCUAUCCAGUUUCUAUUCUAUGAGGUACAAAGAGGAAACUUAUGAAGACUACAGUCGUAUUGUACAGACAGGCUGCGAUCUCCAUGUCAAAAGCACCCUACCGCUGGGUGGUGUGUCCAAAAAUUGCGAGGACGUGGUUACCCGAGCUUGCCCCACCCAACCCCCGAUUGUCCACACAAAAAGAACCAAGAGACCAAGAAUAACCACCACUACCACCACUGUCACCAGUAGAUCAGUAGGCCAGGGGAUGGGGAGUGGUAGCAAACGGACGGUACAGACGCCCCGACCUGGGGGAAUGGGGAGUCAGAACAGGUCUUCUCUCCAUUUACAGAGCUCUGUGCUGAUACUACUGAACGUCUAUUUAUUCGUUCACUUCUGGACAUAAUGUGUAUACUAUCCACAAAAACAUGACAAACGUUGGGAAAGAGGAAGUUUAUAAAUAUCUGUGAUUAUUUUUUUCAUUUUUUAUAUUACAUCAAUUGUUGUUGGUAAAAUAAAACAGAAAACCGU
This is a messenger RNA of Magallana angulata, 1078 nucleotides long. RefSeq lists its product as uncharacterized. The transcript has 5 exons. Bases 270 to 953 code for a protein of 227 amino acids. Lineage: Eukaryota; Metazoa; Mollusca; Bivalvia; Ostreida; Ostreidae. The record is from RefSeq and is a predicted model, not a curated record.